Molecule: messenger RNA, 626 nt
Organism: Drosophila persimilis
Lineage: Eukaryota; Metazoa; Arthropoda; Insecta; Diptera; Drosophilidae
Exons: 2
Source: RefSeq, a predicted model, not a curated record
GCGGCGCUUCUCCGGACAGCCGCGGAGACUACUACGACGGCCCGCACGAAGAGUAUUCCGACGGCCGCUACGAUGGCGACUACGAGGGCGACUACUCGAUGCCCACCGAGGAGGACCAAGACGAGGAGUCGUGUUCCUGUCAGAGCCAGAGCGAGUUCAGCUCGAUAGAGCGCACCGAGUCGGACUCGGAGUGGGAGGAGCUCUCCGACGGCCCUUCCCCCAGGGUCUCCCCGCUGGAGUCCCUCGGCGCAGUCGUGCUCUCCACAAUGCAGCCGGAGCACCGUCAGCGCAUGAUGGCCUUGUACCACCUCGUCUUGGAGACCGCUGUGGUCAAGGUCGUGCUGCUGGUGCUGCAGAUGCUGUGCUGCGCGGUGUUCUGGCUGGUCGAGAAGACCCGCCAGUUGCUGUGGCGCAUGGCCAAUGCCCGGGGCGACGAGACGCUCGUCUUCUUUGCCGUGCUCAUGACCACGCCCUGGCUAUUCUCCCUCAGCCUCCUGGGAUUCAUCCUGUCCGGCGCUCCUGAAGAAGACCGUCGAGGAGCUGGUGUUCCAGAUACGCCUGCACCUCGUGCUCUAGGGGGCAGCCAUCGACCAGAAAGCAGCAAGCAGUAUCCAAUCUCACACUGA